This is a messenger RNA of Paramecium octaurelia, 968 nucleotides long. NCBI's taxonomy places the organism in Eukaryota, Ciliophora, Oligohymenophorea, Peniculida, Parameciidae. The record is from the annotation of a GenBank genome assembly.
AUGUUAGAAUUUCUAAAUUUUCAAUACUUAUUUUAAGGGAAAAAGUUCCAUUCAAGAAAUUGGGAGGAAAAACAUUUAACAAAAUAAAUCACAACUACUUACAAUUAGGUUCAAGAUGGCAUGAAAAGCAAAAAUGAAUGUUUUUUUUACAGAAAAUUAAUUUUAGAUUAUUAUACUUAGAUAAAUGAAGUUAAAAGUCGUUCUUUCUUCAUUUUUAUCAGGUAUAAACAGAGGUUUUUAUUUUUUGACUUUUAUAAAUAGCAUUUUUAAUUAAUUCAUUUUUAUUCUUAAUUGAAACUCCAAAAAAAGCUAUAUUAAUUACUAAACUCCUGGAUAAUAUGGCGACGUCAACCAUUUAAUACAAUUCUUACUUAAUCAACUGUUAUUGUUAAAAAUUUUAAUUAUAAUUAAUUUUAAAACAUAGUGUAUUAAAAACAAUAAGCAAAACAAAACUUGUCGAAGAAUUUGGAUCAAGUUGCUGAAAUGACAACAAAUUUAUCUUGGUAUCAGGGGAAAGUGAGAGCUUGGAUUGCAUUUUUGUUUUAUCAUAAUAGUAGGUAAUUAUGAAAAUUUAUAAAAGAGAAUAAAAUUAUCAAAAAUAAGAAGGAAUUUGGCUUUCAGUUUUUUUCAAUCUGUUAUAAUUAAUAGAAAGAUAGUAAGCGUCAAAUAUAAAAUAAGAAUAUAUGUACUAAAGUAAUACAUAAAUGAUGAAAUCAAAAUUGCAGGAGUUAUUACUUGUAAAUUUGCUCGAAUAUUUGGAUCAUAAACUAAUGAUGGAUAGUUCUUAUAUUAUUGGGAUGCUCAUGGAAGCUUCUCUGGAGGUGGUUAAUACUUUAUCUAUAAAAUUAAUUAUUAAUUCUUAACUUUUUAGUCAAUUAAUCAUCUCAUCAAAAAUUUCAGAUUAAUACAGCUUGGACGAAUCUUCAGAACUCCAUUGUUUUUGCUGGGAAUCUAAUCACAAAAUUUGA